UUAGUACUAGUUUCCAAAUGUUAAAAAUAAAUCUAGAAAUAUGAUUCUGAAAAUAAGCGGCCAAAACACUAUACGCUUCAGUUUCCAAACAAACGCAACUCGUAUCAAAUCGCUUCUGAACGCCACUUGUCGCGUUACAGUAACAAAGAGAGAGAUGGUGACACUGAUCGUAGCCACCACCUCCGACCCAGCGUCGAUCAAUCCCGCGGCGGCGCUUCUAGCCAUGCCGGGAUGGACCGCCGGACCCAUCUUGCCGCCGGACAUGAAGAGUUUCGUUAACAAGCAAACGAGAGUGAUCCAACACGACGGAUCGAUAGUGAAAGAAGACGAUCUGGAUUCACGGUGGGAAGAAGCAACAGGGGAAGCUGUUGACGAAGUCAUCUUCCUCAGCCGUCACACCGCCGUCUCGAACCGUCCUGCUUUAACUGUUCACCCCAUUGGAGUGCUUCACCUGAAGGAAGGAGAGUCGCCGCCGCAAGGAGGGAAGCCUGGGUGGGCGGCGUUGACGAGCCCUAGAAUUGGUCCGUGGCUUCGUCUUUUGAAGAAGAUGGCUGAAGCUCAUAACUUAGUUCCUGAGUUUGAGAUAACAUUGGAAGGUACUCAUCAUGGACCAGUAACUAGUAAGCCGACCAUGUUUUUGGAGAUUGGUAGUACAGAGGAAUACUGGAAGAGACAAGACGCAGCUCAAGUCAUGGCUCUUUUAAUGUGGGAAGGACUUGGGCUUGGAGGUGGUGAAGCUGUGGGGAACUGGAGCAGUGAAACGGGGAAGAGGAAAGUUCUUCUAGGGAUUGGAGGUGGACAUUAUGCUCCUCGUCACAUGGAUGUAGUUUUGAAAGAUGAUGUUUGGGUAGGCCAUUUGCUUUCUGGAUACUCAUUGCCAAUGGAAGAACCAAAACCUGGAGAGAAGCACAUUGGUGGGUCUUGGAGACAGUCGAUCCAAGCAGCAUUUGAAGCUACUAAAGCAUCAUUCCCAGGAGGCGAGAUCGUGGCUCAUCUUGAUCACAAGAGCUUCAAAGGAUGGCAAAAGAAAGCCAUUACAGAGUUCUUGGCAGAACAGAACAUCUAUGUUGGGAAGCCAGACUAUUUCACUUGAACUGUGAGACCCAUAAAGACAUAUGGUUUGAGUUUUGGUUUAUUUAUUCAGAAUCUAUCAUUUGAUAGGUUUAGAUUAUUUUUAACCAAGUUACCAUUGAAAUACACCUAAAGCUUUCUUUAGAAUAUUUUCUUUAAGUUCAAAGCAAAUGUUUUAAACAAAAUAAACAUGUUAUUUGACACCAACUGAUCUACACUGAACGCUUAGUAGAUUGGUCGUUUUCGCACUUCCGUUAGUGCUUUUUCUUUUUCCUCAUUUCCUCGAAGAGAAUGAGAAAUUAUCAUUUGGUGAUGUGAAGAACAGAUAGUGGAUCACUGUGCUGCUUUUCUUUUUGUGUUCAAUAAUGUUAUUUCAUCAUAUAGUUCAUAAUCUUAAAUUUGAGCUGCUUGUGUGUGUGUAUAUGUUUGGAAUAAGAACUUGUAAAUUAUCCAUUCAAAAAGGUGUUACAAAAAAAGGUUUAUAAAAAAAAUCAGUUUAAAAAAAGGUUUAUAAAAAUCUGAUAAGUUAAAAAAAAAAACUAAAUCACGUAUAAUCAGGGGAACUGAAGAUAACGUGACUUCUGCGCAUCAAUACAAUACUAAAAGGGGGAUAAUCUCAACUCUCAGCCUAUCCACGUAAGCAUAAAUAAUCAACCUAUCACAAAGCUUUAAGUUGCCAGCUCGACAUGUCCUAUUUCUUCGUUGCAAACAAGCGGAUGAUUUGAAACCAAUCGUCUCUUCACUUUUCUUUUCGUCUCAGUGCAUCCUUUAAUAAUAGUCUGUCUGCCUCCCUCUCCACUUCAAAUCCCUAAAUCCCCAAGCAUCACCCUAUCUAUAGUAUUCCCGUCUCUCUCUCACCGGCUCCACAUUCUGGAAACCAAAACCCACCGCAUCCAUGGCUAACAACCACCAACUCCUCCAAACCUUUGUUCAUUCAUCUCCCGGAGAAAAGAUCCCGAGUAGCCUACGAAAGCUUCUCUCUAGAACCAACGAGGCUUCUUUAUCCGCCGUCAUCUCCAGGCUCGAGCAUGAACGGCAAGGAUUAACCGACGGCGGCGGAGAACGGUGGCGGAGAACGGUGGUGGAGAACGGUGGCAUACGGCGGAGGAUUUCUGCCGGCGCGAUAAGAAAACCGAGUAAGAGAGGAGGCUUAGAGAUAUGUGGCAUAAGAUCCAAGGAGAAGACGAUUGGGCCGGGUUAACGACCCAAUGGACCCGGUUCUCAGACCGGAGCUGAACCGUUACGGCGAAAUGGCUCGGGCCUGUUAAGACGCCUUCGGCUGCGAUCCUUCCUCGAGAUACUGCAGCAACCCAUGUCGAGUGUAGUCUUCACUUUGGUCACACAUUGGAUUCGACGUGGUUGUUGGUUCGAUGAGGCUCUGAGAACUCAAGCACUGCUAUUGGAGGCAGGCUUUCUGAAUAUCUUUGGUAUUGUAAGCUCCAGAGCGGUGUCUGUAUGGACCGGGUGAAUUAGAGACGGAAGUCUCAGGAAGUAGCUCUCGCUUUGUGGUUGGCUUCUUAUGUAACCGAGCUUCUGUUGUUUCCGUGUUCCCCUGUGAGGAGGGCUGUUGUGUUGAUGAGCUCUGGAGGUUGGAUAAUGCGCUGAGAUCAAGGUUUGGAAAAACCGAGCAACGGCACCGAGGACAUUUCACGUUCAAACACAGCCACUGGUCUAUGCACUCCACAUGGAAAUUAUGGGCGCAAGGAUGAGCCUAUUGAUAAGAGCAAGCACUAGGGUGAUUUGGAGGAAGAGGAACAAGAGGAUGAGAUGGAUGAAGAGGAACUAGAAGACGGCAUGGAAUCGUUUGAUACAUUGUCGAGACAUUGUUUUGCUUUAAACUCCAAGCACUCCAACUGGCACAGAGACACCAAAUGCAAUUGAAGCAGAGAAAGGAUUCCGAUAGGCCUCUAUAUCAAGUACUUGAAGAAUUGCUCCUGGAACAGUGUUCGGAACCACACACACAUACCUUAUUAAAACUGGUACUCAAGACAAGCCGGGAGCGAAAAGGGUUGAUUUGCUUUGAUUUGCUGAGAGGGGCAAAAGACAGAUAGUGUGGAUAUCAGUUUACAGCCAGAAGAGCUGGAGGCUAAUAAAUGCAUUUUUGAGUUCAAUAAGAAUAUAAAAGCUAUUGAAAAAUAGUGUUGUUAACUCUACCUACAUUUUUGAUUUUUUUGGAAGGUAUGAGGAGGCAAGAGAAGAGGAGAGAAACUACGCAAUAAGCCAGAGGACUUCAGUGACAUGGUCGCCGAGGUAAUGAUUGAACUUAAGAUAUAUAACUGUUUUAAUACCAUUGAUAUGCACAGAUGCAAGAAGUACAUCAGAUAUGGAUCAUGCAAGCAUGACAAAAGUCAGGGGAAGUAUCAGUAAGGCAGAUCCAUGAUGAUGAUAGAUUCUGAUAAAAGCCUUCAGGCACUUAGAUCGCACAGAUACAGCUAGGCUUUGCGGUCUCAGUAGCGAUUGCGGUUUGCAUUUUGUGUUCUUCGCAGGCCAGUCUCUAUUCACUACUUCUCUUUGAUAAAUUCCAUUACAUCUACGUAGAAAGCCGCAUUGGUUCUCAGUGUCUCAUGGAUCCCAUUACACCUUGCACUUGAAAAGGAACAAAACAAAUUCAAGAAAUAAAGAAGAAGAGCAGAUUUUGUGUCAUGCUGUUUUGGCUGCUAAUCAUUUCAUGUGUAUGGGUGUGAGCAAGGAGUUGAAAAAAAAAACCAAAAUCUUCUACAACUUCAACUGGUGAUCUUGGAAUUGGGCUUGAACAGCUUCAACUAAUGUCAAAAGUUAAGAACAUUGCUUCUCUGCAGCUAUAUGGAGAGGAGCAAGCGAGUGGUUCAUCACAAUGCCAGUACGAAUAAGAAGUCAGAUCAGAAGAUUAUGUCUUUUUUGGGUCUCAGCUUUGUCUCUUCUUCCAUAAGAAGAUCAAAGAAAACAAUGGCCGUUGCACCAUUUAUCUCUGUAGUUUGGACUUGACAUAGCGCUUCAGAUAAAGGGAAUAGAGUUUUCAUAAAUCAUUAUUAUUUUUUCUCAAAUGAAAAAUAAGUUUUUGAAAUUAAGAUACAUAUAAAUGUAUGUUUUAAACUUUGUCAAAAUAUCAUAACAAAUACAUUUCUCUUUCCGUAAUUGUUAAACAGCGAUGUUGUUCAUGUUU
Messenger RNA from Brassica rapa (field mustard), 4213 nucleotides. Its product is annotated as D-aminoacyl-tRNA deacylase. The record is from RefSeq and is a predicted model, not a curated record. Lineage: Eukaryota; Viridiplantae; Streptophyta; Magnoliopsida; Brassicales; Brassicaceae. Gene Ontology annotation, molecular function: D-aminoacyl-tRNA deacylase activity.